AUGUGGGGGUUUCGCUCAUCAACAUUAGCGAACAUUUUUCUCCUACUCUUAGUUGCCAUGAGCUUUUCAGUAAACCAUGUUUCAGCCUCUAAACAAUUUCAAAAUGAAACUGAUCGCCUUGCUCUGCUUGAAUUCAAGAAUCAGAUAUAUGACGACCCGUUUGGAGCGCUGAAGUCCUGGAACCAUUCACAACACCAUUGUCAGUGGGAAGGAGUCACCUGUAGUACCCGACAUCAGAGGGUCAUUGCCUUGACUCUAAGGCAGAUGCAGUUGUCUGGAACCAUAUCUCCUCAGGUCGGAAAUCUAAGCUUCAUGAGGUUCAUCCAACUUGGGGAGAAUCAAUUCCAUGGUGAGAUUCCCCAAGAAUUCGGUCGCCUCUUCAGGCUGAGAGUCUUCAACCUGUCAAGUAACGCAAUCAGUGGAAAAAUCCCAGCAAACUUGAACUACUGCUCAGAGUUGAUAACUAUUAGCCUAACGAGGAACAAGCUAGAAGGGAAAAUUCCGAUUGAUCAGCUGAGCAAUUUGAAGAAGCUUGAAAAUUUUCAUCUUCGCACAAACAAUUUGACAGGAGAGAUUCCCUCCUCAAUUGGUAACUUAUCAUCGCUGACUCGACUCACUUUUGACUUUAACAAUCUGGAAGGAAAUUUGCCCAUGGAAAUGGGGCUCUUAGAAAGGUUAGCUAAAUUAGGAGUUGCAGAAAAUAAACUCUCUGGUACAAUCCCUGCUUCUAUCUUUAAUAGUUCAGCCAUUACUGCCAUUUCAGUGGCCGGCAAUUCCUUUCAUGGCAGUCUCCCAACCAACACAGGUCUUACCCUACCAAAUCUGAAACUAUUAGCUGUUGCGGAAAACAAGUUCUCUGGAAACUUGUCAACUUCAAUCACCAAUGCUUCUGGGCUUGAGGAACUUGAUCUUUCCAGCACUAAGUUUGCCGGCCAAAUUCCAACUAAUUUAGGAGAUCUGACACAACUUAAUUUUUUAUCUCUUAGUGAUAAUCUCUUCGGCAAUAAUUCUACAGGAGACUUGGAUUUUAUUGCAUCACUGACCAACUGCAGUAAUCUAAGAAUUCUUUCCUUGAGUGCCAAUAAACUUGAAGGUAAUGUACCUAAAAUCAUGGCCAAUCUCUCAAAUCAACUCACUGAAUUGUUCGUGGGAGGAAACCAACUGUCAGGAACCAUUCCACAAGGAUUUGGAAACUUUGUCAACCUAAUUCAACUUGGCCUUGAAUUGAACUCUUUUUCAGGUAUUAUUCCAAGAGAUUUUGUUGCAAGGAUUGCGUCUGGACCAUAA
Coffea eugenioides is the source of this 1287-nucleotide messenger RNA. Its product is annotated as LRR receptor-like serine/threonine-protein kinase EFR. NCBI's taxonomy places the organism in Eukaryota, Viridiplantae, Streptophyta, Magnoliopsida, Gentianales, Rubiaceae. Gene Ontology annotation, molecular function: protein binding. The transcript has a single exon. The record is from RefSeq and is a predicted model, not a curated record. Bases 1 to 1287 code for a protein of 428 amino acids.